AUAUAGAUGUACAAUAUUUAGAGAAAAGCAUGAAAAGUUGAACACGUAGGAAUAAUGAGCAACAGAAACAGAUGCAAAAGGGCUAAACUGCCUCUGCCGUGUUUGGCUGAGGAGUUGAUAAUUCAGAUUCUCUUGAGGGUUCCGGCGAAGUCUCUGAUGCAAUUCAAACGCGUAUGCAAAUCAUGGAAAACCCUAAUCUCCGAUACCCAAUUCGCGAGGGAGCAUGUUGCCACCUCGUUAACAGAUCCAAACACGGCCUUCCUACGACUCGUCUCUUCCCCAACUGAGUGGGGCCGCAAAAUGGUAUCAUACUCCGUCAACACCAACACCAACACCGUAGACCCUUCAACCAUUCUUAAACGCCGUUACUACAAGUGGAACGGUGAGUGGUUCCACAAAAUCGUAGGUUCAUGCAACGGCUUACUUUGUUUGCUCGACGAUGUUGAUUGUUUCACACUGUGGAACCCCGUCACCAGAAUCACUUCUUCCGUGUUUUCAACCGAUGAGGGCUAUUGGGUGAAUAUUCAUUUCUAUGGCUUCGGUUAUGACCAUGUCAAUCACGUGUACAAGUUGGUGGUGGGUGUGCAUGUCAGAAACGUUAACCGCACUGCUCAAUAUGUGACCAAAGUGUACAACUUUGGUGCCAAUUCUUGGACCGUCAUUCAGAAUAUAUUCCCGAGUUAUCCCAGUAGGGUCACGGGACUAGGAAAGUUUGUGAGUGGCACUCUUAAUUGGUUUGUCAACAGUGGUGGUCGAUGCAUGGUUCUUUCCUUUGAUUUGGUGAACCAGACACGUAGUGAAAUUAUGCUUCCAAGUCCAACAACAACAUGUGGUGGCAACGUUUGGUGUCCUACUUUGGGUGUCUUAGGUAACUUUCUUUAUCUUUGUUUCUAUGACCCCACCGAAGAUCAUUGGGCUGUGUGGCUCAUGAAGGAGUGUUGGAGUAGAUGGAUGGUCGUCCCUCGAGUUGGGUCCUUGCUGCUUUCCGGAAGGGCACUCGCAGUUUGCCCCUUUCACGUUUCACAAAAUGGUGUUGUUUUGUUCGGAAGUGCGUCUCGUGAUUUGGUUGUGUAUAACUCGAAUGAUGGAAGCUUCAAGUACCCUAAGAUUAAGUGCUACCUUGGAUCCGUUGCCUUCACUUAUCAUGAAAGUUUGGUUUCACCACGAUGUUUAAAUCACUUUUAGUG
Molecule: messenger RNA, 1187 nt
Organism: Cajanus cajan (pigeon pea)
Lineage: Eukaryota; Viridiplantae; Streptophyta; Magnoliopsida; Fabales; Fabaceae
Product: F-box/kelch-repeat protein At3g23880
Molecular function (GO): protein binding
Source: RefSeq, a predicted model, not a curated record